This is a messenger RNA of Myxocyprinus asiaticus (Chinese sucker), 3461 nucleotides long. Its product is annotated as inward rectifier potassium channel 2-like. Gene Ontology annotation, biological process: potassium ion import across plasma membrane; regulation of monoatomic ion transmembrane transport. The record is from RefSeq and is a predicted model, not a curated record. The transcript is spliced from 2 exons. Bases 416 to 1693 code for a protein of 425 amino acids. Gene Ontology annotation, molecular function: inward rectifier potassium channel activity. Lineage: Eukaryota; Metazoa; Chordata; Actinopteri; Cypriniformes; Catostomidae. Gene Ontology annotation, cellular component: plasma membrane.
GCUACAUACGAGGAGGAACGUGUAGUUUUCUGUUCUUAUCUUUGAAUAUUUCAAGACCAUACGUGGAGAGAACAACAUCAAUGAGAAGACAUUGUGGAUAGUAAAACAUAUCGUAGGAUAUACAUAGGAGAACUAUUUCUUCAUUUACAAAUGACUUGGAAGUAUGAUUGAUGAAACCACCAGAGCAGAUGAGAAAUAAGUGACCACCCCAUCUCUGGGCCUUCAGACCUUUUUGUCAAUCAAAAGGUCCAACUGGAGCAACGAGACGCCACCUGCGUCCGGCUCUGAACAACCCCAAUAUUUCCUGCUUGUGUUGGUCCCCGUGAGUGUUUCAAAACUGUUUCUCCAACGCUUUUUCCAGAAACUCAGACUGUUUUCCAAAGCAGAAACAGCACAGACCUCCCAGACUGAGGUGAUGGGAAGUGUGCGGGCCAACCGCUACAGCAUCGUGUCAUCAGAGGAGGACGGAAUGAAGUUGGCCACUGCUGCAGUGCCAAAUGGGUACGGUAACGGGAAGACCAAGGUGCACACCCGUCACCAGACCCAGAGCAGGUUCGUCAAGAAAGACGGACACUGCAAUGUGCAGUUCAUCAAUGUCAGCGAGAAGAGUCAGCGAUACCUGGCCGAUAUCUUCACCACGUGCGUGGACAUUCGCUGGCGAUGGAUGUUUCUCAUCUUCUGCUUGGCCUUCCUGCUGUCGUGGCUAUUUUUUGGAUGUAUCUUCUGGCUGGUUGCCAUAUUCCAUGGAGACCUGGAAAAUGCAAGUCCGAAGUGCGUUUCGAAUGUAAGCACCUUCACUGCUGCGUUUCUCUUCUCCAUCGAGACACAAACCACUAUCGGCUAUGGCUAUCGCUAUGUUACGGACGAGUGUCCCAUCGCUGUGUUCAUGGUGGUAUUUCAGAGCAUUGUAGGCUGCAUCAUUGAUGCCUUCAUCAUUGGUGCUGUGAUGGCAAAGAUGGCAAAGCCCAAGAAGAGGAAUGAGACGUUGGUCUUCAGCCACAACGCUACAGUGGCCAUGAGGGACAAUAAGCUAUGCCUCAUGUGGAGGGUGGGCAACUUGCGCAAAAGCCACCUAGUAGAGGCCCACGUCCGGGCUCAGCUUCUUCGAUCUCGCACCACAGCUGAGGGCGAGUUUAUCCCUCUAGACCAGAUGGACAUUGACGUGGGCUUUGACAGUGGCAUUGAUCGCAUCUUCCUGGUGUCACCUAUUACUAUUGUUCAUGAGAUAGAUGAGGACAGUCCUUUCUAUGACAUGAGCAAGCAAGAAAUGGAAAACUCUGAUUUUGAAAUCGUAGUGAUCCUGGAAGGUAUGGUGGAGGCCACUGCCAUGACCACCCAGUGCCGUAGCUCCUACGUGGCCAGUGAGAUCCUGUGGGGUCAACGCUUUGAGCCUGUUCUUUUUGAGGAGAAAAAUUAUUACAAAGUAGACUACUCUCGCUUUCACAAGACCUAUGAAGUGCCAAGCACCCCCUUGUGCAGUGCGAGGGACCUUGCUGAGAAAAAAUAUAUCCUAUCCAACUCAAAUUCUUUUUGUUAUGAGAACGAGGUGGCCCUUUCAAACAAAGAGGACAAAGAGGAAGGGAACGGGGAUAGCAUGGGGCCUGUAGGAACAAACACCGACACUAGCUCAGACUCAGACCACAGCCAAGCCACCUUAGAACCACGGCCUCUGAGGCGGGAAUCUGAAAUAUGACUGUGCAGAAAUUGUGGCAAGGUUUAACAGACACCUCUUUAAACAGGCACAUUGAGCUGAACUGAGCUCUUCGGUGAGGCAGACUCAAGCUAACGGUACAGUUGCGAGGAGGAAUCGACAGAGAAACUGUACAAGAGUGUUCUAACGAAAAUGCAUGGUUAAAAAAACAGCAUAGAGGUUACUGCACAGCUAAUGAAGAAUGCACAUCAAGGGGAGGAGUGGGUUACCCAAUUAGGCUACCUUUUAGACCGUUGCUUCUAUACGACAUGAAGUGGGGAGUAUGUAACUGGUAGGCAAAACUUGAAAAUGAGCAGGCAUGCAGCCCUGUGCAUUUGGCCGAAUGUGAUGUCAGAAUGAAUUUGAGCUUAGACACGUAUUUAAACAUUUUCAGCCAUUCAUUCAUGCUGCUACAAAAGUUGAUUUGAUGUCUGCAUUGAAAAUUAAUAUGUACCCAGUUCUGUCCAUUUCAGUUGGACAAUUUUAAUAGUUGCAAAUGGAAAAAAUACAUUAAUGCUCUAUAUUUACAAUAUUAAAAUCUGCAAAAUAGAAACCAAUAUUAGAAGGUAAAUUUAAAGAAACAACUCUCCACCUCCACAUUGAAGCACAGAAGGACUUCAAAUGAGAAAUGCACAGUGAGUGUUAGACAAUGUCUUAAGUAUAAUAAGAAAGGACAUUAAAGUCCUGUUUCUACUGUGUAGUUAAUUAUCCCAUCGUUCCCUUUACUCCUUUUCUAUAUAAGUCAGCUAAACUUAAGCUGAGCCUGCAGUUUAUUUCAGGUUAUCCUAAGGCAGGCUUUCUGAGGAGAAACGCACAGGAACAUGCCUGUUUAUUAUGAGAAAUCGGACAGGGUCUUUAAAUCAGUAUCAGAGUGAGGCAUCACAGUCAUCGUGUCCGCAGGGAUGAAAAGAGUGAACGUGUUAAUGAAUGUCUUUCUACAAGUGCUGCUAAGUUGAAUAUUAAAGAGUUUUAGAUGAAACCAAAGAGUAUUCAAAAUGAUCUUUUUUUUUUUUAAAGAAUGCAUCAUUUGUUUUUAUUUUUUUCUUGGCGUAAGACAACAGGACAAGUCAAAACAUGGAGUAAAAAUAUAUAUUUGUAAGUGAAAAUAAUUGUUUUGUUUGUUUAUGCACAUGGAUGGUUUAUCAGAUAUUUUCUUAUUCAAAGCCAAAUGUGUAUAGUACAAAAACAGAAAAACAAAGCCCAUAGGAAAUAAGACUGCUACAGGUUAGCCGACCUUAUUUUCAAACAGCUAAACCCUCGUUUUCUUCCCAUAACUUCAGUGUUACUACAGUUUAUUGCUACAUAAGUGUUUGGGUUGAAAAUACUGCUAGGAAACCUUUAGAUUUAAGGUUCUGUUUGCAUGGAUUACAACUGUGUGAGUGUACCAGGGUCGAAAGGUUUAGGUUUAUAUACUUUUUGUUUUAUUUAAAAGAAGGACAGAAAGCAGCCCACUCUCCCUUCUGACUUUAAACCUCUCUAAUCAUUCAUUAUUUCUUAAUCAACUCUAACCUCUUGUCUUACCUGGUAAACUGCAAUACAACCCAAAUGACUAAUCUGACAUGUGUACCUAGGACUGGGUAUGUAGGACUGGGUAAUUAGACUGAGAUCGUGGUACUGUGAUCCAAAGACAAUCAGAACACAGAAUCUGAGCUCAGAACCGCACUUGCACACAAAAUGUGCACUUGAGAUGUCACAUCACACUUGAUUGCUUUGUCAAACUUGAUUGCAAUGUUUUUACCCUUGUUUUUUUUUUUUUUUUUUUUUUUUUAUA